This is a messenger RNA of Haliaeetus leucocephalus (bald eagle), 2641 nucleotides long. RefSeq names its product lin-54 DREAM MuvB core complex component (gene LIN54). The transcript has 14 exons. Gene Ontology annotation, biological process: regulation of DNA-templated transcription. The record is from RefSeq and is a predicted model, not a curated record. Lineage: Eukaryota; Metazoa; Chordata; Aves; Accipitriformes; Accipitridae. The coding region runs from base 66 to 2483 and encodes 805 amino acids. Gene Ontology annotation, cellular component: nucleus.
CCGUUGGACAAGAGCCGCCUCGCCCGCCCGUACCUGCUCUGGUCAUCACUGCCACGACUGCUAAAAUGGAAGUGGUUUCAGCAGAAGUCAACAGCUUGCUCCCUGAGGAAAUAAUGGACACUGGUAUAACUCUGGUGGAAGACGACAGCAUUGAGGCAGUUAUUGUGUCGUCGCCAAUGGGAGAUUCUAUUCCCAUGGAAACAGAACUGGAAGAAAUAGUGAACAUAAGUUCCACCAGCGACUCCUCAGCUACGACUACAGCUGCAGUCACCACAGAAUCGGUUACUGCACCCAGCAAUCACUCAGGCGACACGACAGCGAACACCACAACCCCAAAAACUGAUGUGAAUGCAGUAGUAAAGCCUACCUUUCCAAGUGGCCUCCAUAAAAUUGGUGCUCAGACCCCUGUCACUAUAUCAGCCAAUCAAAUUAUUCUGAACAAGACCGCUGAUAUUAAAAUAGGCAAUCAGAGUAUUAAACCAGAUGGGCAAAAGCUAAUUGUAACAACUUUGGGCAAGUCUGGCCAACCUAUUGUUUUAGCAUUACCCCAUGGCCAGCUCCCGCAGGCACAGAAGGCCACAUCCCAAGCCCAAGGUGGAGACUCCAAGGUACAAGGCCAGCAGAUCAAAGUUGUUAUUGGAGGUCGGUCAGAAGUGAAACCUGUUGUUGGUGUCUCAGCUUUGACCCAAGGAAGUCAGCUGAUAAACACUGCAGCCCAGUCUUCUGUUUUGCAGACCCAGCAAUUAAAAACAGUACAGAUUGCAAAGAAGACCCGAACCCCAACUUCUGGCCCGGUGAUCACCAAGCUGAUCUUUGCAAAACCAAUCAAUAGCAAAGCUGUUACAGGGCAGACCACUCAAGUGUCACCAGUCAUUGCAGGUAGGGUUCUUUCACAGUCUGCUCCAGGAACGCCACCAAAGACAAUAACGAUCUCUGAGAGUGGAGUCAUUGGAUCAUCUUUGAGUACAACAACACAACAGACACCGAAUAAAAUAGCUAUCUCGCCACUCAAAUCCCCUAAUAAGCAGCUAACAGUGGUGUCAGUGGCCUCCCAGCCUCCCAACUCCCCCCAGAAGACGGUGGGCGUCCCACUGAAUGUAGCGUUAGGACAGCAGAUCCUCACAGUGCAGCAGUCAGCACCCUCCUCCCCUGGGAAGGCUAUAGUCAACCACACAACCGCCCAGGCUGUGAAAUCAGCAGUGCAGACCAUUACUGUAGGAGGAGUGGGUACAUCUCAAUUUAAGACAAUUAUUCCCUUGGCAACUGCACCCAAUGUUCAGCAGAUUCAGGUACCUGGAAGCAAGUUCCAUUAUGUCAGACUUGUUACUGCCACAACAGCGAAUAGUUCAACGCAAUCGGCCAGUCAAAAUCCCAGUACGAAUACACAGCCUCUUCAACAGGCAAAGCCAGUGGUGGUGAAUGCGACCCCAGUGCGGAUGUCUGUUCCCAUAGUGCCAGCACAGACUGUGAAACAGGUGGUGCCCAAACCGAUCAACCCAACUUCCCAGAUAGUUACUACUAGUCAGCCUCAACAAAGACUUAUUAUGCCAGCCACUCCACUGCCACAGAUACAGCCCAACCUCACUAACCUCCCACCAGGCACUGUACUGGCACCAGCACCUGGCACAGGAAAUGUCGGGUAUGCAGUCCUUCCAGCUCAGUAUGUCACACAGCUACAACAAUCAUCGUAUGUAUCUAUAGCAAGCAACACUGGCUUUACAGGGACAUCUAGUAUCCAGUCCCAAGCACGGCUACCAUUCAAUGGAAUAAUUCCUUCUGAAUCUGCAAACCGCCCCAGGAAGCCUUGCAAUUGUACCAAGUCUCUAUGUUUGAAAUUGUAUUGUGAUUGUUUUGCAAACGGUGAAUUCUGCAAUAACUGCAACUGUACAAAUUGUUAUAACAACCUGGACCAUGAAAAUGACAGGCAAAAAGCAAUAAAGGCCUGCCUUGACAGAAACCCUGAAGCCUUCAAGCCCAAAAUAGGGAAAGGAAAGGAAGGAGAAUCAGAUCGGAGACACAGCAAAGGGUGUAACUGUAAACGCUCGGGAUGUCUCAAAAACUACUGCGAAUGUUAUGAGGCAAAAAUCAUGUGUUCUUCCAUAUGCAAAUGCAUUGGCUGUAAAAAUUUUGAAGAAAGCCCAGAGCGAAAGACAUUGAUGCAUUUAGCAGAUGCUGCAGAAGUUAGGGUCCAGCAGCAGACCGCUGCAAAGACCAAGUUAUCUUCCCAGAUCUCAGAUCUGCUGACAAGGCCAACACCAGCACUCAGCAGUGGUGGCGGGAAGCUACCCUUUACGUUUGUAACCAAGGAGGUAGCUGAUGCAACCUGCGAAUGCCUUCUUGCCCAGGCAGAGCAAGCGGAGAAGAUGGGCAAGUCAAAAGCUGCAGCAGAGCGCAUGAUCCUGGAGGAGUUUGGACGCUGUUUGAUGAGAGUUAUUAACUCUGCAGGGAAGUCCAAAAGUGACACUUGUGCCAUGAACUGCUGACUCAUGCACAUGAGCCACAACGAAGCGGACUGAACAGAACACUUAAGGCACAGGGACACUUUGGUUCGGCAUAGAGGAUUUAAUAAUAUUUGUUAAUUUGGUGCUUGUUGUAAAUUGACCUGUGUAAGAUUGAAACAAGAAAAUCUUUUAUAACAAGA